Messenger RNA from Aspergillus caelatus, 588 nucleotides. RefSeq names its product cytochrome P450. The record is from RefSeq and is a predicted model, not a curated record. Gene Ontology annotation, molecular function: heme binding; oxidoreductase activity, acting on paired donors, with incorporation or reduction of molecular oxygen; monooxygenase activity. The transcript has 3 exons. NCBI's taxonomy places the organism in Eukaryota, Fungi, Ascomycota, Eurotiomycetes, Eurotiales, Aspergillaceae. Bases 1 to 588 code for a protein of 195 amino acids.
AUGUGGACCAUAUUCCAGUUAGCACUGCACUCCGAAUAUCAAGACAUCAUACGACGGGAAAUCCACGAUCUCACCAGCCGUGACACUUCACAGAUCCCUAUCUCCGAGCUCGACAUGCGAACGCUCAGGAAGGCUUUACGCACGGACUCCUUUAUCCGUGAAGUCCUCCGGAUGAAAGGUGACGCCGUAAACCUGGUACGGAUGGCGCGCAAGGAUGUCCAAUUAGGAGACUACAUCGUCCCCAAAGACAGGGGGGUAGGGUCCCUCAUCUUACCACUGGUAUCAUUAUCCAAUCGGUCCCCGCGUUAUAAUGAAGGUGAUCCGAAGAGAUUCGAUGGGAUGCGGUGGGUAGAGAAGCAGAAAGCGGCUUCCACUACUGAUCCCGGCCAUCUUUCAUUCGGGUUGGGCAGGUGGGCUUGCCCGGGGAGGUUUCUGGCAGUUGCAGAAAUCAAAUUGGCGGUUUUUGCACUGCUUGCGGAUACGCGGUUGGAACUCGUUGGUGGGAGGUACGAUGUAGCUGACAAGUUCAAUAUAACGGGUAAUCCGCCUGAAGGGCAAUUGGUGUUUAAGAGGAUUAAUGGUUGUUGA